GCAUCUGUUAUGAUUAUUCGAAUUUUUACGCUUCUUUUAUAUCUUUUAUUGAAUGUGAUGUUGGGAAGAUUUUGAAGAAUACUUGCUGUACAGAGGAAUGUCUUAAUAUUAUUUUCUACGCCGUCUUAUAUGAUAAAUAAGAAAUGUUAUCAUGACCUCGACAACUUCGUAUAUCACCCAAGAUGGUCCGGCUAACGCACUGGCCUUAAAUAAAGACAAUUCUCAGGUUGUGAUAGCUGGCAGAAAUGUUUUCAAAAUAUUCACAUUGUUGGAGGACAAGUUUGAGGAAUUUUGUAACUUGCGAGUAGGGAAGAAUUUAAAUUUAAAUUUCUCUUGCAACGAUGUGGCUUGGAAUCUUAUAGAAGAUCAUAUUCUGGCUACCGCAGCCACAAAUGGAGCGGUAGUUGUAUGGAAUUUAAAUCGGCCGUCGAGAUCUAAGCAAGAAUAUGUAUUUGCCGAUCAUAAGCGUACCGUAAAUAAAGUUAGUUUUCAUAUGUCAGAGCCUAUGUGGCUGAUAUCGGGUUCUCAAGAUGGAACGAUGAAAUGUUUCGAUCUCAGAAUAAAAGAAGCAACGAGAACAUUUUACAGUAAUACAGAAUCAGUGCGAGAUGUUCAAUUUUCACCGCAUCAAGCUCACACUUUUGCAGCAGUUUCAGAGAAUGGACACGUUCAAUUGUGGGACCUGCGCAGGUCCGACAGAUAUUUUCAACAUUUCACCGCACACAGUGGACCCAUUUUUGCAUGCGACUGGCAUCCAGAAACUACGUGGCUCGCUACAGCCUCGAGGGAUAAGACCAUAAAAGUAUGGGAUUUGACAGCGAAACCAAGUUGCGACUACACUAUACACACGAUAGCAUCGGUGGGUCGUAUCAAAUGGAGGCCGCAGAGAAAAUAUCACAUUGGAAGUAGCGCUCUCGUUGUUGACUGUAGUAUCAAUGUAUGGGAUAUAAGAAGACCAUACAUUCCUUUUGCUAGUUUUAGCGAACACAAAGAUAUUCCAACUGGAAUAGCUUGGCGAGGUGAUCCACAAUCGUUUCUAUCCACUAGCAGAGAUUGUACUCUGUAUCAUCAUGUAUUUCAAGAUGCCACGAGACCGGCAAGCAGUGCUAAUCCACAAGGCAUCGCAUUAAAUACAAAAGGUGAUAUAGCUUAUGCUUGUAAAACGACGGUUAGUACUCCAACCAGCGUAGAACAAAUUACCAGUAGGAUAAUGAGAAAAACGCCAGUGAGCAAUGAUACAUUUUGUCAAGCCUCAAGUUGGAUGCAUAGAUUUACCGCAUUAACUCCCAAUAGUAGUAGGGAGCUCAAGUGGUUUAAAAUUUGCGCGGAAAAUUAUUUAUUAAACGGAAGAUUAAAUGACGUUUGCGAUCAUAAUUCGAUCGUUGCCAGUAAUGCUGGUAGGAACGAUGUAAGUACAAUAUGGAGCAUUAUUAAGACUUGCUUUGAAAAUCCAUUGGGUAACAAUAAUAAUGCGCCAAGACGUCCAGUGUCCGAACAAGAUGUAGCAAAUACAUUAAAUUUACCUUGCCUAGGUGCAAACAACGAUCAAUCGACACCAGGUAAAAGCUUUGAAAACGAUGUUAAAUCGCUACAAGGCGAAGCGGCACCGGGUGUUGUGAGCGGUGGCGACGACGAAACUGAAACGGACGAGCCUCCGGAGAAUCAAAAUUUCGUCGGACCCUUUCUAUCCAGUUAUAGGAGGUCACUGCCAGGUUACAAGCGCCAGCCGAAGGGCGACUUUUCCUUCGGCGAGGGCGAAUUAGAGCCACUGACCAUCGAAUACAAUAGUGGUUUCAUCGAUAACAUGAACAACGACAACGACUGGUCUCUGCCGAAGGAAGCCUUUCCCUUGAGGCACGAAAUUCAAAAUCGAUCCCCUCCACCCGAACAGUUUCCAAACCACUCGCCGGACAUAAACGACGAUACUCUGUCCAUAAUGGUCGAGGACCAGCCCUGCCAGUUGAUCGUCGCGUCAGUGCCGAAGCCGACAUUCUGGGACCCAACAAGCCUCGUCGAAGACGCCCUCAGGCACCACGCAAACACCAAAGACAUUCAGACAGCAGCUUGUAUUCUUUUGGCGCUCGGCGACAGGCGUAAGGACCUUAACAUUGAAAUGGCCUUACAGGAGCAUUGGCUCUUAGAGUAUUUGGAUAUAUUAGGAAAAUUCAAAUUGUGGGAGGUUGCUACAAGGAUAAUACAGCUAGCUUGGAUCCCAUCGGUAUCUCAACUUAAUCAGCAAUCAACAACAAUACACGCAUGCUGCUCAUCAUGCACGAAGCCUCUUCAUAGAUCGGCUUGGCUGUGCGACCGAUGUCACUCAUCGAAACACGCUCUCUGUUCAAUUUGCCAUCAGGUCGUUCGAGGAGUUUACGCCUGGUGCCAAGGGUGUGCACAUGGUGGACACGUUAAUCACAUGAGCGAAUGGUUCAAUACGAAUAAGCAGUGCCCAACUGGUUGUGGCCAUACCUGUGAAUAUAUCUGAGAUUCCGGUUCUUUCAAUCUUUAAGAGUCUUCAAGAUUCUUCAAGAUUCGUACCUCGAUUUUAAUACACGACAAUUGCACUUUACAAGGAUGCAAUGCAUUAUAUAGUAGGAACGAAAUUAAGUAAAAUUCAAGCGAUGAAAAUUUGCAGCCUUUCGUACUGUUUUCUACACUAAUUCUGUGAUCAAUUAUAUUAUAUGUGUACAUAAUAUAUUAAAUAAUAGUACUUGACAAUGUUUUCUGUCGGGUCAUAAAUAAUAA
Ceratosolen solmsi marchali is the source of this 2742-nucleotide messenger RNA. It is a transcript of the gene Wdr24, whose product is annotated as WD repeat domain 24. Gene Ontology annotation, biological process: cellular response to amino acid starvation; positive regulation of TORC1 signaling; positive regulation of macroautophagy. Bases 152 to 2482 code for a protein of 776 amino acids. Lineage: Eukaryota; Metazoa; Arthropoda; Insecta; Hymenoptera; Agaonidae. Gene Ontology annotation, molecular function: protein binding. The transcript has 11 exons. Gene Ontology annotation, cellular component: GATOR2 complex; vacuolar membrane; cytosol. The record is from RefSeq and is a predicted model, not a curated record.